This is a messenger RNA of Esox lucius (northern pike), 1847 nucleotides long. RefSeq names its product nectin-4-like. The transcript has 8 exons. Gene Ontology annotation, cellular component: adherens junction. The record is from RefSeq and is a predicted model, not a curated record. Lineage: Eukaryota; Metazoa; Chordata; Actinopteri; Esociformes; Esocidae. Gene Ontology annotation, biological process: heterophilic cell-cell adhesion; homophilic cell-cell adhesion. The annotation marks the transcript as partial.
ACAAUUAUAGAAGACUGUUAACUGAGAUUGUAAGCCGCAGCCAGGCAAAACGCGUUUCCACCAAAAAAUACCCGGCUUGGUCAAUAUUGGCUUGGUCAAUAUUCGUUUGAAAUCGGAAAUCAAAUAUUGGAAGUCAAAUAUCAAAACGAACCGUUUUCUGUUGAUCUGUUAUCCUAUUUUAAGACAUAAUCCAUAAUCCAAUGACCGAAAGUUCCACGGACCCACAACAUUCUCUCUGCUUCAUAUUGAAAAUGUGUAAAUGUAGGUGGGGAAAGACGGGGUAGUGCAGAAUAGGGUCCGCGGAAAACGAAGUACUCUGUUGGUUCUCUGUCACUCUGUUUUCUGUGGGAUAAGUAAUGAACGAAUCGGUUACAAAUUACCAUACACAGAUCAUCGUACACGGACCAACGACACUUGGGGAAAUCUGUCAAUGUUUCCCUUACCGAAAACGGAUAACGAGCAAGUAAAUCAAAACAAAUAUUAGUUUGCCUGUUUAGUUAAUAACGAUUGGCCACUCCAUAGACACACGGUCAAGCGUUUGUUGUGUCUGCUUGUUUCGUUUUUGACGCUACAAUGAUUUGUACUCAUGUACACGGAUCCCAGCGAAUGCAGGCGGAUGUCAAGCCUAUGUCCGAGGAAACUGGAGGAAACGCCUAACAUACCUUUUUAAACAUAAACAAGACGGAAUGAACGGAAUUGUUGGUUCAUCAUGCCCCCGUUUUGUUCUACUCGUCGUUUAUUCGGGAUUUCUCACUAACGCUCUGAAGGUGAUUGGAGGAAAGAGGACUGUGAUCCUGGGCGAAGAUACUGACCUUUUCUGCAGAUUGUCUGAGGCUGGGGAAUUUGAUCAGAUAACAUGGCAGAAAGAGACCAGGGGAAAUCCCAACAAACAUAAUUUCUUUCUCAUUCAACCCAAUGGGAUUACUAAAGACGUGAAUGGAUUGAAAGGAAGAGUUCUGUUUAUUGGGAACACAUCAGAUUAUCUUGGAUCGAUUCGAAUAAGAAAUGUCACGCUGUUGGAUGAAGGCACCUACACAUGCAUCUUCAGUGUUUCCAGUGGACCAAUCCAAACAGAGAUGUCUCUGACUGUGAUUGUUCCUCCAGUGAUGUCAGUGACCGGUCACGUCUCUCCUGUUGGGGACAAUGAAGUCGUCUUGGUAACCUGCAUUGCUGCAGCUGCCAAGCCAAAGGCAGAAGUCUUUUGGGACACUGGUGCUUUAAACAAAUCAUUGAGGUGGGUGACAAACUCCACCCAGCACGCCAACGGCACCAGUACAGUACUCAGCCAGCUUAUUGGGCUCCCAACCAGAACAGCCAAUCAGAAACAGGUUCAGUGUGUGGUCAACCAGUCUGCCCUGGAAGAAGAAAGAACCCUCUCCUACACCAUAGAUAUCCACUUUCUCUCUGUCUUCUCUCUCUCAGAUCCACCUCAAACAGUAAAUAUUAAAGCAUCCUCCAAGGCCACAUACUUCCUGUGUGUUGCUGAUGGCAACCCAAGGCCAAACUACACCUGGAGGAGAGAUGUCCAGCCAUGGCCUGGGUCUUCUGUCAGAAUAGAUGGAGACACACUGCAUCUCCUCAGUCUCAGCUCUGAUCUGAAUGGUCUCUAUGUCUGUGAGGCCUCAAACCUGCAUGGAAGUACAACUGGCUCCAUUUAUGUACAUACAACCUCUGAGAUCUGUCAAGACUGUUGGAAUCCACUUUUUGUCAUCUUAUGUCUGAUUGUUGCUGCUGCCAUUCUUAUGGGCCAGGUGCCAUUCCUAUGGUCCAUGAACAAAUAUAGGAAAUUGCCUUGUUCAGUGGCCAGUGCACCAGAACAGAUUCCAUCUCUCACAGUUGAAGAGUAC